Messenger RNA from Metarhizium robertsii ARSEF 23, 486 nucleotides. RefSeq lists its product as uncharacterized. The record is from RefSeq and is a predicted model, not a curated record. Gene Ontology annotation, biological process: vacuolar protein processing. Bases 1 to 486 code for a protein of 161 amino acids. The transcript has a single exon. Gene Ontology annotation, cellular component: intracellular membrane-bounded organelle. NCBI's taxonomy places the organism in Eukaryota, Fungi, Ascomycota, Sordariomycetes, Hypocreales, Clavicipitaceae.
AUGGCGCAAAAGGCAAAAAAGGACCGGGCCAAAUCCAACUCAUCAGCCCUCAACACCCUUCACAUCGGCUCUCUGACCGUCAACGUGCUCUUUUUACUGUCGCAUUUUCUCUUCCGUUCUCGCUCCCUCGUGGCCUACGGGCUAUUCAUCACACCUAGCAUCAUAUGCGAGUACGUUCUGGAGAUAUCAGGCCGCCCCAAGUAUGACGCCGCCACGGGAGCUCUCAAGACUGCUGGGGAGGACCUCUCUAACCCUGGCUUGACCGAGUACAUGUUUGACGUUGUUUGGGUGACAUGGGCAUCUGCCAUUGUCGUCAUGCUGUUCGGCAAUUGGGGAUGGCUAUUGUGGACAGUAGUCCCGGCCUAUGGUGUAUAUCUGGGCUCGGGGCUGUUGGGCAUGGGCAAGCAGAAGAUGGCGGAGAUGCAGGGCGGAAAUGGUGGUACGGCUGCUCCUCAGGGCAACCGGAGAGCACGGAGGGCUGCUUAA